CGAAACAUGAUUGCACCAGUUUUAAUUAGCACCACCAUGAAGGCGUUCAUCGUUUUAGCACUUUUCGGCGUGGCAGGCUUGGCCCAAGCCGAUGUUGCGGUGGACGCGUUAGACUCUACGAACACGGCCUAUGGAUACAUCAGAAACCACGGUAUCCCCGAAGCGGAGAGGAUUCGCGCGGCUGAGGAAAAGUACCUCGAGCAGACAAGGAUCGUUGGCGGAGUCCCCGCUGGUGCUGGACAGUACCCUUACCAGGCUGGACUUCUGCUGUCAAUUAUUGGUUUAGACGGUCUUGGUGUUUGCGGUGGUUCCCUCAUUAGCAACAACAGAGUCCUCACAGCAGCCCACUGUUGGUUCGACGGUGUGACUCAAUCAUGGAAGAUUACUGUUGUCCUUGGUUCCUCUACACUGUUCACUGGUGGACAACGACUUGAAACCAGUGUGGUUGCUACCCACCCUAACUGGAACCCCCUGCUGAUUCGUAAUGACGUCGCCAUCAUCUACUUACCAAACGCAGUCCAAUUUAGCAACCUCAUCUCUCCUAUUUCUCUGCCUUCUGGAGCUCUUCUAUCUGAAAACUUCGCCGGUGAAUCAGCCAUCGCUUCAGGAUUCGGAAGAACGAGUGACACCGCUUCAAUCACCAACAAUCAGUUCCUGAGCCACGUGAACUUGAACGUGAUCACCAACAGCGUCUGCUCCUUUGCCUUCCCCCUGAUCUUGGACGCCAGCCACAUCUGCACCAGCGGUAUCGGUGGUGUUGGUACCUGUGGCGGAGACUCCGGCGGCCCCCUCGUUAUCACAAGGGACAACAACAGAUACUUGAUUGGUGUGACAUCUUUCGGAUCAGCCUUAGGAUGUACUGCCGGUCUUCCCGCAGCGUUCUCAAGAGUCACCUCCCACAUCGACUUCAUCCAGCAGCACAUUAGUAAUUAUGAAUCUAGCACUAGUACUUGUACUUUGGUAAUCAUCAAUAUCAUAAUGAAGGUGUUUAUUCUGUUCGCUUUGGCAGCCGUUGCUUACGGCAACGCUGUACCAUCAAUCCCCAACACCGCAUAUGGAUACAUCCAGAACUAUGCUAUCCCACGCGCUGAAGCUAUCCGGAAGGCCGAGGAACAGAGUGUACGAAUCGUCGGCGGUUCACCUUCUGAACUUGGUCAAUUCCCUUACCAGGCUGGUCUUCUGGCUACCUACGAGAACGUCCAAGGAACAGGUGUGUGCGGAGGUUCCCUGAUCAGCGAAGACAGAGUUCUUACUGCCGCUCACUGCUGGUAUGAUGGUACAAACCAAGCAAACCAGUUUACAGUUGUCCUUGGCUCCGUAUUCCUAUUCUCCGGUGGUGUUCGCCAGGAAACGCGCCAAGUUGUUGUUCACCCCGCUUGGUCGCCUCUGCUCAUCCGUAACGACGUUGCCAUCAUUUACCUGCCUGCCAAAGUCUCGUUCUCAGAAACCAUUUCUCCUGUUGCUCUGCCUGCUGAUGAUGAAGAAAGUUUAUUCGUCAACGCUCAAGCUGUCGCUUCCGGUUUUGGAAUCACCAGUGACGGCUCUGGCAUCAGCGGCGCUCAAGUCCUGAGUCACGUCAACCUGCAGGUCAUCAGUAACAACGUUUGCUCGUUUGCCUUCCCAUUGAUCAUUCAAGACUCCAACAUCUGCACCAGCGGCAUUGGAGGCACCAGCACCUGCAGAGGCGACUCUGGCGGUCCCCUUGUGGUUGACCAGGACGGCACUCCUACUCUGAUCGGUAUCACCUCUUUCGGUUCUGCUUUGGGAUGCCAAAUUAACUUCCCUGCUGCCUUCGCCCGCGUCACAUCCUUCUUGACUUUCAUCAAGAGCCACCUGUAAACUACUUCGACACACAUAAAAGGAAGCUUCUUCCAAAUUCUUUUUACAUAUAUUAAAAACCUAAAUAUAUAUAAUGUGUAUUAUACUGUAUUAAAUUAACAAAAAUAA
Molecule: messenger RNA, 1947 nt
Organism: Trichoplusia ni (cabbage looper)
Lineage: Eukaryota; Metazoa; Arthropoda; Insecta; Lepidoptera; Noctuidae
Product: transmembrane protease serine 9-like
Exons: 10
Coding region: 7-1839 (610 amino acids)
Biological process (GO): proteolysis
Molecular function (GO): serine-type endopeptidase activity
Source: RefSeq, a predicted model, not a curated record